This is a messenger RNA of Podarcis muralis (Common wall lizard), 1531 nucleotides long. The record is from RefSeq and is a predicted model, not a curated record. NCBI's taxonomy places the organism in Eukaryota, Metazoa, Chordata, Lepidosauria, Squamata, Lacertidae.
GGAGUCAUGGAGGACCAGCCACCCUCAUCACAUGCUUCCAAAGAGACAAAUGAAGUACCCUUUGAACUGCAUCCCCGAGCAGAUGCCAUCCGCUCCAAGCUGAUCUACACUUUCUAUCUGAUCGACUACCUACGGGGGCUAGGCAGUGCUAUUCCACGCCAUAACAUACGAGAUUUCCUGGACCAUCGGAAGCUAAAGAAGCUAAUGCUCACAGACCAUCACCAGCUGGUGCGCUUCAAUGUUGUGCCCAAACGGAAUGUCAUGAUCACGCGAGAGACACGCUGCCGUAACCGUAUCCGCGUGCGCUGCAGCCGCUGGCCCCCUGUCGCUAUUUGGGCUUAUUCAGUCCUGAACAGCCAAAUCUUCAAAGUCUUCAUGAUCUUCCUCAUCUGCCUGAACAUGGUGGUCCUCAUGAUCUUAGUAGAGAUAAGGGAUAAGUUGGAGGACCACUUUGUGAAAAUGAAGAUAGCAAUGGAGGUGAUCAUCUGGGUCAUUGUCCUCAUCUUUUUGGUGGAAAUUGGGCUGAACUGGGCUGUUAGCUUUCAGGAUUACUUUAAGAACUCCUGGAAUGUCUUUGACUGCACAGUCACCAUCAUAUCCUUUAUCCCUGAGUUGAUACUCCUUGUUGAAAAGAAACACAGCAAGGCCGUCACAUACUUCCUCCAGGUUUGCCGUGUGCUGCGCGGCUUAAAGCUCUUCCCUAGACUCCGGCAAAUCCGGAUCCUCAUUAUGGCCCUCUUCAAAGCAAUGAAAGCCAUGAGCUUCAUCCUGGUGCUCCUCGCCUUCUUCUUCUAUAUUUUUGCCGUAUCAGGCAUUUUCUUCUUUGAGGGCUACACUCGCUCAAACCUGGACGACCUAGAGUACAACAAGUAUUUUCAAGACAUGCCCAAUUCACUGGUGACCAUCUUUAUUCUCUUCACCAUGGACCAUUGGUAUGCUCUGCUGCAGGACACGUGGAAGGUCCCAGAGAUAAACAAAGCAAUCAGUGGCUUGUUUAUCUGCUUGUGGCUCCUCAUUGGGGCAUUCAUCUUCAGAAACCUCAUGGUGGCCACCAUGGUCACCAAUUUCCAGAGCAUUCGGAAUGAAUUGAGUGAAGAAAUGAAGCAGAUUGAGACUCAGCAGAAAGCUGACAAAUUUAAGAUGGAACUGCUGGAAAAGAAGUACAGCUCACCCCAGGGGCAGGACAGAAUGAGCAUGGGGCCAUCCACAAUAUACAGCAUACCAGAAGUCGAGGCUGGGUCUCUGGAUUGGGAAACAUAUGUCCACAAGAACCUGCCAGGGCUAUACGAGGCUGAAAAUGACGAGCAGGUCAUUUGGCCCCGUGACGCCCUCUUCCGCUACUUUGAGCUGCUGGAGAAGCUGCAGUAUAACCUGGAUGAGCGCAAACAAUUGCAGAAUUAUGCCGUCUUGGCUCUGUCCAACCUGGAGGACAAGUAGUGAUGGCUUCUGAAGGAUCAAGAAGAUGCAAGUGUGGACUCCUCCUUGCUUACUGAGCCAGCACAACCAAAACCUGUGGCAAAUCAACAGUUUA